Messenger RNA from Harmonia axyridis, 3392 nucleotides. RefSeq lists its product as uncharacterized. The coding region runs from base 123 to 3344 and encodes 1073 amino acids. The record is from RefSeq and is a predicted model, not a curated record. The transcript is spliced from 19 exons. Lineage: Eukaryota; Metazoa; Arthropoda; Insecta; Coleoptera; Coccinellidae.
GUAUCAUCGUGCAGAAUUAUAUAAUUACCGACAGAACCUGUUUCCGUUUCUGAAAUUUCAUUGAAUAAAAGUGAUCUUCUGCAAACAGUUGUUACUAGUUCUAUAGAUGUGAAACAACGAAAAUGUAUUUGAAUCUAUCUUUAUACUUGCUUGCAGGGCUAAUAUUGUGUUGCAAUUGUGAUCCGGAGUUGAAAUUGAAACAAGGAGUCGUUAAAGGAAACAUCAAAGCAUCUUAUAAAGGCAGAGACUUUGUUGCCUUUGAAGGAAUUCCAUAUGCUGAAGCUCCAGUGGGUGAUUUGAGAUUUGCUCCUCCCCAACCGGCAAAACCAUGGGAAGGAGUUUUAGAAGCCAACAAGCACUACACCUGUGCUCAACUCAUUCCAAUUCCUUUCUUGUGGGGACCAUCAGGAACCGAAGAUUGCCUCUAUCUCUAUGUUUAUAUACCAGGAAAUAAUAUUGAUGUAAAUGCCAAUCUUCCUGUAGUAGUACACAUCCAUGGAGGAGCAUUCAUGCUUGGUUCUCCUAAGAUGAUGGCGCUUCCAGAAUAUAUAAUGGACCAAGACGUGAUAUAUGUCACAUUCAACUAUCGCUUAGGCAUUUUAGGUUUCUUGAGUACUGAAGAUGACGUUGUUCCUGGUAAUAUGGGCCUGAAAGACCAGUCUAUGGCUCUCAAAUGGAUCAAAGAAAAUAUUAAAGACUUUGGAGGUAAUCCAGAUUCGAUCACUAUCACUGGUUUAUCUGCUGGUGGAGCCAGUGUUCACUAUCAUUACCUAUCACCGAUGUCUGAAGGGCUCUUUUCAAGAGGUCUUUCCCAAAGUGGCACAGCCUUGCAAUCAUGGGCCCUGACGAAAAACCCUUUAGACAAGGCCAAAUUCGUUGCCCAAAAUGUUAGUUGUGAGACAGAUUCGACAGAAAAGAUGAUUGCUUGCAUGAGAUCGAAAUCUCACAAAGACUUGAUUAUCGGUAUUGACGGUUUGUUCGUUCUCAUAAGUGCCAUGCCUUCUACUCCUUUUGGUCCAGUAGUUGAAAAAGGUGGAAGCAAUCCGUUCAUUGACGAUCAUCCUUACAAACUUCUGAAAGAAGGAAAGGUGUAUGAUGUGCCCUGGAUCAACACAAAUGUUCAAGACGAAGGAAUAUUUCCUGUAGGAUUUUUUGUUCAUUUGAAGAAGAUGGAUUAUAUUGCCGAGAACUGGGACAUUGUAAUGCCAGCAGCUUUAGAUAUGAAUGACACCGUUGAUGAUUCUAAGAAGACCGAAGUUGUAGAGAAAAUAAAACAAUAUUACUACAAGGAUAAACCUGUAACUGAAGAUAACAAUGAAAUUCUUGUAAAGUUAUACAAUGACCGAUUAUUCUUCGUCGAUUCUGAAUUGGCAACAAAAACACAUUCAAAGGCUGUUAAAUCACCUGUUUAUGUCUACUUCUACAAAUAUCUACCUCAGGAUACAUUCAAAUUCAGGAAAAUGAAACCAGGUGUCAGCCAUGGGCUUGAUGGUAAAUUCAUAUUCAAAUGGAUGAUCAAUUCUGAUUUGAAAAAGAAAGACCAACAAAUGAUGGAAAUACUCACGAAAUUUGUGAAGGAUUUCGCAGAAACUGGGGUCCCUAAAAUCGGAGAGGUAGAAUGGAAUCCUGUUGAACCUGGGAAUGAAGAAAUAAAAUACUUAGAAAUUAACUCCGUUGAAGAUUUUCAAAUGAAAACGAGAACAGUAUUGGGUGAACGAGAUUUUUGGAAUUCUUUGCCUAUCAAUGAAAAUAAUCAUAUUUAUAAAUUAAUUUCAGAAGUUCAUAUGUCCUAUGAAGUUCCAACAGCAAGACUACACCAGGGAGUGGUACAUGGAUAUCAUAAAAAAUCAUAUGAUGGCAGAAUAUUUUCUGCCUUCGAAGGAAUUCCAUUUGCUUCACCCCCGAUUGGAAGUCUACGAUUUCAGGAACCAAUCGCUGCUCAUCGUUGGAGGAAUGUAUUGGUAGCAAAUAAAUCCUAUAUUUGCAGUCAACUCAAUGAAAAUCAGGAAGUAAUAGGUUCUGAAGACUGCCUCUACAUAUAUGUCUAUGUUCCCAAAGAGCACAUCAGUAGAAGAGAUAACUUGGACGUUGUUGUUCACAUACAUGGUGGCUCUCUAGUCGUUGGUUCACCUUAUGAAAUGGUUCUUCCUGACUACAUUAUGGAUAGAAAUGUUAUAUUGGUAACUUUCAAUUAUAGACUUGGAGCUGCAGGAUUCCUCAGUACUGGAAAUAGUGAAGUAUAUGGAAAUAAUGGAUUCAAAGAUCAGACGCUAGCCUUGAAAUGGAUCAAGAAAAAUAUUAAAGAAUUUGGCGGAAAUCCUCAUUCCAUAACAAUAACAGGAUUCUCAUCAGGAGGCUCAAGUGUUCAGUUUCAUUACUUGUCCCCCAUUUCAAAAGGUCUGUUCCACAGAGGUUUUUCAUCCAGCUACACAGUUCUGGGUUCAGAAUCAUUAACUCUAAUUCCAUUGGAGAAAAGUAAGAAACUUGCUGAAAAUUUAGGAUGUCCCAUAGACUCCAAAAGAAAGAUGAUUCGAUGCCUUAGACAACAAUCUAUAGAUAAAUUAGUUAAAACCGAUAUAUGGUUCAAACCAGCUGUAGAGAAGGGAAAUCCUAAUCCUUUCCUACCUGACAAUCCAUACAAGAUGUUGAAAAAUGGAAAGGUCUAUGAUGCUCCAUGGGUUGCAUCAGAUGUUUUUAAUGAAUCGCUCUUCUCGCUUGAUUCUGUAUAUAAAAACAAGUCGGAGAUAUUCACAAUAUAUAAUAACUUCACAAACUGGGGGAAGAGUUGGCUUGAUUUAGAGGAAUAUGUAGACGCAGAUAAAUUGGAAUACGUACUCGAUGAACUGAAGAAACACUACUUGGAUAACGGAAAAUUAACAGAAGAAAAUGGUUUGGAAAAGCUGAACAGGCUUAUGAGUGAUCGUCAUUUUCUGGUUGCUGCAGAUCUUGCAGUCCGAACGCAAGCAUCAGCUGUAAAAUCUCCAGUUUACUAUUAUCUUUUUGAAUUCAUAACGCAAGACAGGCUUGAAUUUGGUGGUCCACCUGCUGCUUCUCACGGUGUUGACAGUAAACUGAUUUUCAAAUUCAGAUCAAAUCCAGAAAGACUGAAACCUGAAGACGAAAAAAUGAUGCGUUUAUUCAUCGAUUUCAUUGAAAAUUAUGCUAAAACAGGAAUUCCUAAACUCGGCAAUACGUCAUGGACUCCUAUACGACCGGAUUGCCAAACACUUGAUGUUUUGUCCAUAAAAUCUCCAAACGAUAUCAAAAUGGUGAAAAUGAAAGAACUAGCCCCUCGAUGUUUAUGGGACCGACUGCCUAUCAAUGAAAACAAUCACCUUUUCUGAAAUAAAUUGUAUGAUAUUGAAUAAUAAAAAAUAAUAAUUGUAAAAAAA